Megachile rotundata (alfalfa leafcutting bee) is the source of this 2520-nucleotide messenger RNA. RefSeq names its product Protein interacting with APP tail-1 (gene Pat1). Gene Ontology annotation, cellular component: Cul2-RING ubiquitin ligase complex. NCBI's taxonomy places the organism in Eukaryota, Metazoa, Arthropoda, Insecta, Hymenoptera, Megachilidae. Gene Ontology annotation, molecular function: ubiquitin-like ligase-substrate adaptor activity; protein binding. Gene Ontology annotation, biological process: proteasome-mediated ubiquitin-dependent protein catabolic process; intracellular protein transport. The record is from RefSeq and is a predicted model, not a curated record.
GAUCAGGAAAAUGGCCGAAGGACGCAAUUCACCGGUGUUUUCCCCGAAAACACUUUAUCAAGUGUGUGUAUCUGUCAUAGCGAAGAAGUAUUCAAAAUUUCGCAAGCACCUCACUGAUUUACCGAACGAUUUAGUGUUCGAUAUUUAUUAUCAGUUAUAUAAAGAAAAGGAAUACUAUCUUGUGGCAGAUGCAUUCAAAAAUGUGCAAAUUUUCUCUAAAAUGCUGAUGGUCAUUGACCGUCGUGUGCACUUAUUACAAUGUUUUCAGAGCAUUAUAGAACAUGGGAUACCUUUUGAACAAGGAUGGCGUCUCAGUUACAACAAAUGUCGUCGUCAUGCUUGUCAAAAUCCAGUUGACAAGCAAAAUUUAAUAAAUCUAGGCUUAAGAAUCGGUGAAUUUAUUAGUGAUGCAGGAUGGUACAUAAAAAGUGAAUAUGUGUUGUUAGCUUGCAAAGAAUUGUGUAUCGCAAAUAAUUCUACGCCUGAAGAUUGGUGUAGAACCUUAGGAUACUACCGUAGCUUACUGCAUGUACAAGCAGCAUAUUGCGAAUUUUUGAGAGCAGAAAAGACAUAUGAACUUGCAGUAGAAUUGAUAGACAAAUUAAAGGCAAAAGGAUAUCGUUACAAUUGUGCUGCUUUAUAUACAGAGUUCAGUGUAUUUUUUUAUAUGAAAGGCAAAUAUGAUGAAGCUUACAGAUGGAGUAUAGCAGCGUUGAAAGAACUAGAACCUAAGCUGCCUCCACGUAUUACUAUCGAUGUCCUAAGACAAGCGUCAAAAUCGUGCGUAUUGAAACGCGAAUUUCGAAAAGCUGGUCUGUUGAUCAGAGAAGCUGUAUAUCGCGCUAAAGAAGUAUUUGGUGUAAAUCAUCCAGUGUAUAGUAACGUUCUUAUAGAUUAUGGAUAUUACUGGUUAAAUUUUGAUAGCAUAAUAAAUAGUGUAACUAUUUAUAAAGAAGCAUUAGACAUUCGAAGAGAAAUAUUUGGCAAAAUGAAUUUACACGUUGCACUAGCUCACGAAGAUUUAGCUUAUGCUUUUUACGUGUACGAAUAUAGAUCUGGUAAAUUCCCAGAGGCAGGUGUUCACAUUGACAAUGCAAUAGACAUAAUGAACAACCUUUUACAUGGAGAUCAUUUGUUAUUAGCAAGCGCAAAAAGAAUAAAUGCAUUAAUUCUUGAAGAAAUAGCAUUAGAUAACGAAUCGACGCCAUUAUUGAAACAAAGUUUGCUAUUUAAAGCUGAAUGCCUUCACUUGUCUGCUCUUCAAUCGGCAGAAGAAGCAUUUGGCGAACAAAAUGUACAAACUGCAAAGCAUUAUGGAAACUUGGGACGUGUGUAUCAAAGCAUGAGGAAAUUUAAGGAAGCUGAACAAAUGCAUCUUAAAGCUAUUCGUAUCAAGGAACAAUUGUUAGGACCAGAUGACCACGAGGUUGGUUUAAGCGUUGGGCACUUAGCCUCGUUAUACAAUUAUCACAUGAACCGGUACAGAGAUGCCGAAAAACUUUAUCAUCGUAGCAUCAAAAUCAGUUUAAAACUGUUCGGAAAAAGCUACAGUGGCCUAGAGUAUGAUUACGAUGGUCUUUUAAAUGUUUAUACGAAAUUAAAUGAGCACGAUAAAGUUCUGGAAUAUACAAACAUAUUAACCAACUGGAAGGAGUUGAGAAAUGAAAAUGUUCAAUCCAAAGAUCCGAUUGAUCCAAAGAGACGUCCACAACCAAUCGAAGAUGUGAUUAAUAUAUUCUUUUCUAUGUAAAGUUAUUAAGAUAAGUCUAAUUACAAUUUUAAUUUUAUUUAAGUAACUCGGGCCAAAGUAUAAAUAAAAUCACGAGUUACGUUAUACGACUAGGAUUUUACAAAUCAUAAUAUAUUUUUGCGGUAAUAUCAUUAAGAUUGUUCGAAUAUAGUCACGUGAAAUUCUUUAUGUUUGUAUUUUGUACCUCAUCGUUUUCUAUGCAUUAAUUUUACAAUUAAUUUUAAUUCAAAGAAUAUUUAGAUUUGAAAGUUUAUACCGUUGUAAUCAAUUGCCAACCACAUUUAGAAUACUUUUAUUACACAAACAAUUUACGAUGACCGUAAGAUUUAUGUGUAAGUUGUCAAUCGAGUUAUAAAAUCAUGAAAUAUAAUAUCUAUAGAGUAUUUGAAAAUAUGCUAUGACUACUGUAGCGUUGUAAGACACAUUUAGAUCAAAGAAGGUUGCAAUAUUGACCAUAACCUUGAAAUUGAAGAACAAAUGAUGAGUCGGAAUUCAACCUUUUCUUAUUUUUCCACACGAAGUCACUUCCUUUUGGUUGAAUCUCGAUUACCACCGCACACUUUUUAUUUUCACAAUAAGUACUAUGCAAUAUGUCGAUAAAAAUAUUUGGUCUCGAAUAUCAAGGUCAAUGUCAAUGUCAUCAAACUUUACAGAAACCUUCAAUCGUCCAUCGAUUCAAAAAAUAUAAAAUAACGCUAUACUGGCCAUGACGUAUAACUUUCGGAUACUUGAUACAUUGUAAAUUUCAGAGAUAUACUCAAACAUCGAUU